AGCUCAUACGAAUACCUUCAUAGCUACUGUAUCACGUGAUCCACCCACCGAACAGCAAUGACCUCUCUUGUUAGCUAACGGGAGCUAACCAGCUGAACAGGCAUUUCCAGAUCAAAGAGCUCCAGAGCAAUGGAUCAGACUAAACAAGAUGAGGAUUACGGAUAUGAGCUGUUCCCGGAGAGACACGAAGGGAUGCACAAGAAGUCGCCGUUUAAAGAAGCCCUGACCACGUUCAACCACAAGUGUCAAUUCAUGUUACAGGUUGCAAUGGAAACCAGUCCGUAUGCCAAACUCCUUCUCAGUGCCAUGAACAACUCAGGAUGCAAAGUGUCUAAAGACCGACAUUUCUCCUGUGAGGACUGUGAUGGGUCGGUUAGCGGUGGCUUUGAUGCAGCUUCCUCUCAGGUCGUUUUGUGUCAGAACAACAUCCACCAGCAGGCUCAUAUGAACCGGGUAGUGACUCACGAGCUCAUCCAUGCCUUCGACCACUGUCGCGCCCACGUGGACUGGUUCAACAACUUCAGACAUCUGGCUUGCUCUGAGAUUCGAGCAGCUAACCUCAGUGGAGACUGCUCUUUUACCAAUGAGGCUUCCAGAUUUCACUUGGGCUUAAAGGAGCAUCACCAGGAAUGUGUACGGGGCCGUGCCUUGCGCUCGAUCCUGGCAGUGAGGAAAAUCAGCCGAGAGGAGGCUCAGAAAAUCGUGGAUGAGGUCUUUGACUCGUGUUUCAACGAUCACGCGCCCUUCGGUCGGAUCCCACAUAGCAAGAAGGACGCAAAGUUUGCCUACAGGGAUUAUAUGAACAGAAGUCGAUAUUACGCAAACCUUUAGUGUUUGUUUCAUCGUUGUUUUCCUCAAGGUGCUCUGGCAGGUGACACCACCGUUGACGGUUGCGCCUUGGUCAGCAUGAAAUAGUUAAACCAACCAUGUCUCUUUAGAAGGGAUAGUCUGAAGCCCUUUUCACACAUCAGCACAACUAGGAAGGAAGGCACCUCUGUGCUGCUGUAGUUCCACUUUACUCAUUUAUACCUGUUGAGCUUUUGGGUCAGAGAUAACUGACUCCGCCUCCUUUUAAAAUGACACUAAAGCUCAGCUAGAGGGGCCGCGUGAAAAGGGCCAGUGAUUGAUUUGUCCCUGGGACAAAAACCUGAAACAGACAAGACUCUGGUGUGAAAGGAUUGUGCAGACUGACAUCUGGGAUUUAUUUAUUGAUUUAUUUGAACCGAUCAGUGGGUGCUUUACAGGAAAUCCGAGACUUUCUUUCUGUCCAUCAAUGUUUGCUGUGAAAGUCGUGUGUAGACCUCCCAGGAUUCCUUGCUGCCACGCUGGUUUUAACACAGAAGUCCAGUGACCAGAGCUGGUUGUGCUUGAUAGAAAAUAUGAAAUUAGAUUUCAAUUAAAGUUUAACUUUGUUUCUUA
This is a messenger RNA of Nothobranchius furzeri (turquoise killifish), 1419 nucleotides long. RefSeq names its product ATP23 metallopeptidase and ATP synthase assembly factor homolog (gene atp23). NCBI's taxonomy places the organism in Eukaryota, Metazoa, Chordata, Actinopteri, Cyprinodontiformes, Nothobranchiidae. Gene Ontology annotation, molecular function: metalloendopeptidase activity; single-stranded RNA binding. Gene Ontology annotation, biological process: mitochondrial proton-transporting ATP synthase complex assembly; retrotransposition; mitochondrial protein processing. The record is from RefSeq and is a predicted model, not a curated record. Gene Ontology annotation, cellular component: ribonucleoprotein complex.